Messenger RNA from Rhinichthys klamathensis goyatoka, 3898 nucleotides. It is a transcript of the gene pip5k1aa, whose product is annotated as phosphatidylinositol-4-phosphate 5-kinase, type I, alpha, a. The record is from RefSeq and is a predicted model, not a curated record. Bases 270 to 1943 code for a protein of 557 amino acids. Gene Ontology annotation, biological process: phosphatidylinositol metabolic process. Gene Ontology annotation, molecular function: phosphatidylinositol kinase activity. Lineage: Eukaryota; Metazoa; Chordata; Actinopteri; Cypriniformes; Leuciscidae. The transcript has 16 exons.
GGAGGCUCGUGAGGAGUGAGGCUUCCGUGCGAUUAAGCGGGUUAUUUACCUCGGAAUUCGGAUGGACCCAGUAAAGUAAUAACAACAACAAUUUCGAGUACCUCAGAGAUUCGCACGAGACAUCAAGCCGUUCUGCGAACAUAAACAGAAGUUUAACUAUACUGUUUUUGAUUCUUGAGUAGAAAACGAAGAGAUUAAGUUGAGGACUGUGUGUGUUGCAUAAACCACAAGUGAAAACAAGCAGGACCAUAUGAAACUUCCGCCAGAAAAUGGCUACGCCGGCUGUAGUUUCCACGGAUGGAGCGAGCUCCAGUGUUCCUGGAAAUCGAAAGAUGGCUUCUUCGGAGGGUCUGAGCAUCUCAAGCUCAUCCCAGACGAACAAAAAGACCUUGGGCCACAGAGGAAUUGACCCUACUGGGGAGACUACUUAUAAAAAGACCACAUCAUCUGCCUUGAAAGGUGCCAUUCAGCUGGGCAUCACACACAGCGUGGGAAGCUUGAGCCAGAAGCCAGAAAGAGAUGUGCUCAUGCAGGACUUCGAAGUGGUAGAAAGCAUCUUCUUUCCCAGUCAAGGCAGUAGCUCAACUCCAGGUCAUCACCAUGGUGACUUCAAGUUUAAAACUUAUGCUCCCAUUGCAUUCCGCUACUUCAGAGAGAUGUUUGGGAUCCGACCUGACGACUACCUGUACUCUCUUUGUAAUGAACCUCUUAUCGAGUUGUCUAACCCUGGAGCAAGCGGGUCUCUCUUCUACGUUUCUAGCGAUGAUGAGUUUAUCAUUAAGACGGUACAACACAAAGAGGCAGAAUUCUUGCAAACACUCCUGCCAGGUUACUUCAUGAACCUGAACCAGAACAUGCGUACGCUGCUUCCCAAGUUCUACGGUCUCUACUGCGUUCAGGCAGAGGGGAAGAACAUCCGAAUCGUAGUGAUGAACAACCUACUGCCAUGCGCUGUACCCAUGCACCUUAAAUUCGACCUGAAGGGCUCCACACACAAGCGACGUGCUUCGCCGAAAGAAAAGUCCAAGGGUGUGCCCACGUUCAAAGACCUGGACUUUAUGCAGGACACGCCUGAGGGCAUAAUGCUGGAGAGUGACCACUACAACGCCCUCUGUAGGACCAUUCAGAGAGACUGUCGGGUACUACAGAGCUUUAAGAUCAUGGACUACAGUCUACUGAUGGGUAUCCACAACUUGGACAGGGCAGGUGAAGAGGUGUCUACUGCAGUGCCCGAUACCCAGAAAAAGGCACCAGGCCAGAAGCCCCUUUACUGCACAGCCAUUGAGUCUAUUCAAGGGGAGACCAAGGGGAAGUCAUCACCACAGCCCUACGAAAGCAUGGGAGGAAUUCCAGCAUUCAAUUCAAAAGGAGAAAGAUUGCUGGUUUUCAUCGGCAUCAUUGAUAUCCUCCAAUCUUAUAGGCUUGUAAAGAAGUUGGAGCACUCAUGGAAAGCUCUGCUGCAUGAUGGGGACACGGUAUCCGUGCACCGGCCGAGUUUCUACGCAGAUCGUUUCCAGAAGUUUAUGUGCAGCGCAGUCUUCAAAAAACCUACAUUAAAAACAUCUCCCUCAAAGAAAAGUCGAGGAGGGGCCGUGUCUGUUGGAAAGAAGUCAAACAUCGCAGUACAGUCACAACAAUCCCUUCCUGUAGCAGCAGAACAAACACAGCCACAGCAGACUACAGUGCAGCUGUCCAGCCCAGACAAUCAAGGAGACAGCGGUGCUCGUCCUGACCUGCUCCCACAACAGAUUACUGAAGAUGAGAUCACGAGUAGCUCAGCUGAUACAACCCUGUCAGCAACCUCUCCUGUAAGCUCCCGGCCCUCCACGAACACUCCAGUUCUGAGUCGUAGCAGUAUAGCUGCUCAGUCAUCAGGGGAAAGUUUGGAUAUCGAAGUCAUUUCACUCAGCGAGAUUGUUCCACAGACAAGCACGUCAGAAUGAAAGACUAUGGAUGAACAGGACAAAAUAAAGCCCUCAAAGACGAAGAUUUACUCUCUUUUAAGGAUAUCGGAACAGGAUGAUGGAGUUGCUGUAAACAUCCGAGGAAGUGAAAACUGGAGAAUCUGGAUUACAAAAGAGAGAAGUGCACAUGUUCUUAAAACUGUAAAACAUUAGGAUAAAGUAUCCCCCCCCCCCAUAUAUAUAUAUAUAUAUAUAUAUAUAUAUAUAUUGGAUGUCAGUACAUCCAAUUUUGCUGCUAAGAAAUGGAACCAAAAGAAAGAUGCCACUGUAUACCUCAACAGUGUGUGAUAUCACUGUUCUUAAAUAGUUUCAUUUAUACAAGAACUCCCAGGACCUGAUAAUGUUCAAAGCAGAAGAACAGUGAUGAGAACUUUGCAUCAUGGGACUGGCUCUUGGAGAACAAACUGGUCUUUUGAGGACCUCUGUGAGUGUUUUGUAGUGGACUUCAUUUGACCAUGCGUCUUUUUUUCUCUCUUAGUUUGCCAAGGAGAGCUAUCUGCUGGAGUCGUUAUUUACUUUGCUAAGGGUAGAAAGGAAAUUUGGCUGGUUGUGAGUUUUAAAGACAUUUUAGGAAUAUGUCAUGAUUAUCUACCCCCCAAAAAACAAAAACAUGUUGGAUGAGUCAAUCCAGAUCAGGUUGCCUGAACAAUCAUGUAACAAUACUUUUUUUUUUUCAAAACUUUGAAUCUGUAAAAUGGGUUCGAUUUGAUUUUAGAAAUUGGUUCAAAUGCAGUACUGUGGUGUUUGUUUUUUUAUAUUUAAAUGUGCCUUAAUCACAAGAGUUAUUUUGCCUUGUAAUUAACAGAAAGCCUUUCACUGUGCAUGAUGCCUGCAAGUGGAUUGUGCCGAAUUGCGUGGGUCACCUAUACAAAAACACAGUAUCUCUCUCUCUCUCAAAUAUUACUCUGUCAUGUGUGACUGAACUAUUAACAUAGUUCAUUAAAAAAAAUAUUUGGAGUUAGUCUGGAGAUUGAUUUACUUAAACUUAACAUUGUUUGCAAAAAAGGAAAAGAAAAAAAGAAAGCCAAAGCAAACAAGGCAACAGAUCACUUUUGUAACAUUGGCAGAAAUAUUAAACCAUGUAUAAAAGACCUAAUUCAGUAUUUCGGCUUGCAGGACUAAUGUUUUUUUUUUGUGUGUGUGAUUUCAUUUUAUUUUUUUAGCAUUGAUUUUAAAAUGUCAGUUUUUUAGGGCACAGUAAGACAGACCUGGCAGAACAGCUACUGUAAAACAAUAUAUAGCAUCUGUGCUGUUAUCCUUUAAUGAAAUUUAGGUUACAUAGACUGUGUAGCGUAUGAACUUCUCUUGAUGCCUCUGUUUUGUUGAGAGAAUUGAAUUCAAACUAAACUAAAUCCUGAACAAAACUUUUGUUUUUUUCAUCAUUUUUGAAUGUGCAUGCUAAUCAGUCACCCUGAAUGCAGAGACAUUAAUGACGAAGAUGCAAAUAUUAUGAAAUGUGGAUACGUAGGUGAGUAAGGGAACAUUGCUGGAACUUUUUCUGUGACAAUUUUUAUGAACAAAAAACAUUCCUGUACAAAGUUGUAUUUAUUUGUAUGUUUGCUUGUAAUUUAUUUCUUUAUCUCAAGUUCCAAAGUGUCUAUUGCAGGUUUUUAUGUGACAAGGUAUGCAAGUUCUGACACCUGGUGGCUGUGUAAAUUUGUUUGGGGUGGUGAAUGCAUUUUUUACUGUACACUCACGAUCUGGGAUUCUUGUGCAAUUGCUGUUUGCUCUGAAAAUGCUUAUUGCCUUUAACUGAGAAUUGUCUUAAGUACCGUAGUAGCUUUAAAAAUAAUUUAAAAUAUCUCUCUCUUACAAUGACAUUCAUGUAUUACAGCUCUCUGUCAGAGGAUAUUGAGACUUUUGGAGUGGAAAAUAUUGUAACAUUUCAUGCUGUAUGCAAAUUAAUGAAAUAAACAACACUGAAAAAAUGUCAA